Messenger RNA from Megachile rotundata (alfalfa leafcutting bee), 1739 nucleotides. RefSeq names its product facilitated trehalose transporter Tret1. NCBI's taxonomy places the organism in Eukaryota, Metazoa, Arthropoda, Insecta, Hymenoptera, Megachilidae. Gene Ontology annotation, molecular function: sugar transmembrane transporter activity. Gene Ontology annotation, cellular component: membrane. Gene Ontology annotation, biological process: carbohydrate transport; transmembrane transport. The record is from RefSeq and is a predicted model, not a curated record.
GUAAAUAGAUCCAAAACAAGUAGUACAAUAUUUCUCAACUCAUCGUUCAACAUCACUUAAUCCUUCAGACUUUACUCGAACCAUUAUCUCUGUUUUCGUAUACAGCCACCUUGUCAAUGACAAUCGCCGGCUGCCACAUCGGUUGGACAUCGCCCAUGUUGCCCAUAUUAAAAUCCCCGGACUCUCCCUUGCCAUUAACCUCGGACGAUGCUUCCUGGAUGGUUUCGUUAGUCCUCCUAGGCUGUAUCCCCGGCACCGUGAUGGCAGCGUUCAUAGUAAAAUGGUUCGGUCGCAAAAUGAGUCUGCUGAUAUCGGGCGUACCGUUCGCGAUCAGCUGGAUUCUAAUCAUCAUUGCUUGGAAUCCUUACAUCCUCUACAUCGCAAGAUUCAUCGGAGGCAUCGGUUCCGGUAUAGCGUAUGUCCUGUCUCCCAUGUACAUCGGCGAAAUCGCGGACAAAGAGAUCAGAGGAUCCCUGGGUUCCUUUAUCAAACUAAUGGUGACGUUCGGGGAGCUGUACGCCCAUGCGAUCGGUCCGUACGUGUCGUACGAGGUGUUAGCUUAUAGCUGCGCCAUAAUUCCGGCGAUCUUCCUCCUAACGUUCAGUUUCAUGCCGGAGUCUCCUUACUAUCUGCUAAUGAAGAACCGCGACCAGGAGGCUAUACACAGCUUGAAGAGUCUGAAGAGAUACGCGACGCAGGAUCAGCUGGAGGAGGAUCUGGAGCAAAUGCAGAAGACCAUGAUCCGCGAUCUGAGCGACAAAGGACAUUUCUGGGACCUCUUCAAUACUCCGGGUAACCGGAAAGCUGUAUUGAUCAGCUUCGGCCUUCAAGUGGUGCUGCAAUUCAGCGGUUUAGCUGCUGUGGAAUCGUACACCCAAGAGAUCCUCGAGGAAGCCGACACGGGCUUAUCUGCCGCAACAGCUGUGAUCGUCCUGAGCGCUCUUCAGCUUGUCGCCGGUGUGGGAGCGUCCGUUUUGGUCGAUAAAUGGGGUAGAAAACCGCUGCUCCUGAUCACGACCUUGCUAGCCGGAUUGUCACUGACCGCAGCCGGAGCGUUUUAUUUCCUGAAACUCAAGAUGUUGGUGGACAUGAGCGAUUUCGGUUGGAUUCUUCAUGCCUCUAUUAUAUUUUACGAGCUUAUUAUAGCGUUAGGUUUAAAUCCAUUGGCGUAUAUGAUGCUCGGGGAAUUAUUCCCGACGAACGUGAAAGGAGUUGCGGUGUCCUUGGCGAAUUUGUGGGGAAGUCUGCUGGCAUUCAUCGUUGCGAAGAUGUAUCAGGUCAUCUCCGAUUCCUGGGGAGUUUACACUUCCUUCGGGUGGUUCGUGAUUAGCUGCUUCCUUGGAAUCGCCUUUAUCGCAUUCGUGGUGCCGGAAACGAAAGGUAAAUCGUUAUUCGAGAUACAAGAGAAAUUGAACUGCAAGAAGAAGAAGAAGAAGAAGGAUAAAGAUUCGAAACAGAUAAGUAAGAAUGUUCAAAUAAUUACUGUCGCUUAACCAGUUAACCGCGGAAUUUAGUUUUAAACAAACGAUAAAUUUCCAUUAUAAAUUUUAUGACAGAUAUUUUUGCUCGAUAAACAUUAACUUUUUGUUAAUAUCGAUUGAAGUGAAAUCAAAUUUUAGAUGAAUAUGUUGAAUGCAGUUAACUGGUUAAAUGUGUCUAUCGCAUGAACGGUCUUAAAACAUAAAAACUUUCGUAAGUAUUUACGAAUAUUUAAAAGUACUUACAUUAACUUCUGUACC